CAGCCUAAGAUAUCGUCCACGGGUGCAUUGCUGCGGAGCAGCCGCACAUGGGUCCAGUGUCUUCAGCUGACAACAGCCACGCCCAGACUUUACUGUCUCGCGCACUCGAUCACAUUUCACUAUUUUUGCUUUCUGUUCACUAUCAGUGUCUCUUCGUGUGCGUCCAAGAUACCACGCUCCACCAUCCAGCCUCAAGAGAAAACACGGAGAAAUUGGGAACCCCACAUCUGAUUCAGCGUUGACGGGCAUGAAUUAAUGGCAACAACAUACGGGAGCGCGUCGGGCGACUCGCGGCGGGGGGUAUCAUCUCCUCGACCGAAAGGCCGUGAGACGAAGAAUGUUUUCUGCCGAAAUGUGACAAUAUAUGGUCACUGUCGAUUUAAAGAUACAUGCCCCUAUGUACACGAUGCGUCGAAAUUAAGCAACGCCUCGGCCCAGAACGAGAAUAUCAAAAAGCGUUUCAACGCCGACUCGCCAGCCUUCACCCCGCUUCAGCCGACAACAAACGGUGCUACAACUCCUGCGGCGCGCAGUGCAGCUAUCUCUCCGAAAGCAGCUGGCGCCGCAAUCUUCACGCCCAAAGCUCAGAGAUCCAAUAAUUCUACUCCUCUACACGUGAAGGAGCCCACAGUAGAAUGGCUUCCCCAAGAAUUCCCGGAGUUUGUCCCCCAAAAUUUCGAGGCUCAGCUGGCCGAUGCCGCAACAUCGCAAAUAUACGAUCCUUUUAACACGUCGAGUAUUGCAGGGUCUACUCACUCUGGCGCGACGUUGAACCCAUAUGCCCAGGAUGCAUCUGCACUCACUGGAGCCGCGUUCUAUCAGAAUUCCAACACCUUCCAAACCUCACCAGCUCAUCACCUCUACUGGCCGAUUGGACCACAACCAUCUAACCUGCUCGCGUAUCAGCGCACUGCGCAUGAUUUCUUCAUUCCGGAGAACCUGAGAGAAGAACUGCACCGGAAGUCUGAAAUCGCUCGGCAGGUCCUGCCCAACUCAUCACUCCCUCCCCUCGAACAAUACCAUUCUCUCGUAUGCUUGGACACGACGCAGCAGAAGAAUCAGACUCUAUUUGGCUACCAGAGUUGGGUCUAUAAAGCUGUGUCUAGCAAAGACGGCAACACCUACGCGCUCCGGAGGCUAGAAGGGUUCCGCUUGACGAACGAGAAUGCAAUCCGUACCGUGCAGAAUUGGAAGCGUGUGUACAACGGCGGAGUUGUUACCAUCCAUGACGCCUUCACCACCCGCGUCUUCGGCGACAGUUCACUCAUCAUAGUGACUGACUACCACCCUUGCUCAAAGUCACUCGCAGAAGAACACUUCCGACCUACGGGCAUGCCGCGAUACCCAGGAGCUAGACCAGUGACCGCAGUACAAAUCCAAGAGCAGGCUCUUUGGGGUUAUAUUGUGCAGAUCGCGUCAGCUUUGAAGACAAUUCAUGGCAUGAACCUGGCUGCUCGCCUCAUCACCCCUUCUAAGGUCUUACUGACCUCCAAAAACCGUAUUCGACUCAAUGCUUGUGCCAUACUCGACGUCGUACAAUACGAGAACGCUCGCCCUCUCGCCGAAAAUCAAGCGGACGACUUUACGCAGCUAGGCCGAAUGAUCCUGAGCCUCGCAACCAAUAACCCCAAUGUCCAGCUCAAUAUCCAGAAAUCCUUCGACCAGAUGCCACGAACCUACAGCCCGCGACUGAAAGAGUGUAUCCUCUGGCUGCUUGCUCCCCCGCCCUCCCAUACCACUCCCACCUCACCCACUACUAGUGCAGCCCCACUCCAGAAGGAUAUCGACACCUUCUUGCCCUACAUCACCGACCACAUCACCACCAUGCUCGACAACACCAUUCACGCCGAAGACACCCUCACAAACGCCCUCGCACGCGAGCUCGAGUCGUCGCGCCUCGUGCGCCUUCUGGUCAAACUUAACUUCGUUAACGAGCGCCCUGAGCUCGACGCCUCUCUUCCUGGCGGCUCAGCCUCAUCCGCCGCAAACGCCUGGUCCGAGACCGGCGAGCGCUACUACCUAAAGCUCUUCCGCGACUACGUCUUCCACCAGGUCGAUGCACAGGGCCAUCCAGUGACGGAUCUCGCUCAUGUGCUUAACUGUCUCAACAAGCUCGAUGCUGGAAGCGAGGAGAGAGUGAACUUGAUCAGUAGGGAUGAGCAAAACGUCCUUGUUGUCACCUAUCGUGAGCUCAAGCGCGGAAUGGACAGUGCGUUUCAGGAUCUUGUGAAGGCGGGCAACAGGAGGUGAGAGAUGGUGCAAGGAGCCUCCUCAUCAUCACCACAAACCUUCUGAAUCGUGUAGAUUGCUGUGCGGCCUCUGUUUGCUCACUUUGCCCUAGGUCCCCAGGACGGGAAUCGGAAUCGGAAAGCGUGUGAGCGGUCGAGCGAAAAUGCUUUACUUUUUGUUUUUCUGUUUUGUCUGUUUGAUUUGCAGCUUGGAGGGGGUGGUUGAUAAGAAACCCUGA
This is a messenger RNA of Mytilinidion resinicola, 2467 nucleotides long. RefSeq names its product PAB-dependent poly(A)-specific ribonuclease subunit PAN3. Gene Ontology annotation, biological process: mRNA processing; nuclear-transcribed mRNA poly(A) tail shortening; protein phosphorylation. The record is from RefSeq and is a predicted model, not a curated record. Gene Ontology annotation, molecular function: ATP binding; metal ion binding; protein kinase activity. The transcript is spliced from 5 exons. NCBI's taxonomy places the organism in Eukaryota, Fungi, Ascomycota, Dothideomycetes, Mytilinidiales, Mytilinidiaceae. Gene Ontology annotation, cellular component: PAN complex; P-body. The coding region runs from base 256 to 2250 and encodes 664 amino acids.